CGCUAGUUGGAGUCAAAUCAGUGCUGUUGGUUCACCAGUGUUGUCCAGUAUAAGGAUUUGAUUCAAAUAUUUGAUUGGACGAAAACUCUUCGGUUACGUCGAAAGCGAUUGUUACUUUAAGUGUUUGGUAUCCAAAGUUUCACAUAUCAAGUCUUCUACAAAGACAGGGACUGAGCUUUCGCAAUGAAGCUCUCCCUGGUGUUUGAGCUUUUGCUCAUUUUCAUCCUAUUGGCUUUCGCAGCUCAAGCUAAAAGCACAAGGAAGCAAAAGAACAACCACAAGAAAGGCAUUCAGAACAGAAAUGACGCGGAGAAGCCUGAAGAUAACACUAUAAACAAAUACUGCAAGUGUCAGGAGUCGUUUUGCAAUUGCUGCCGAGACUUUGACCUCCCCGUCGUCAACUUGAACGGUCCAGGAUGUGCCUCGCUGACGUACCUGAGUGGAGACAAAAUGGCGGUAUCUUUGAGUUUCGGAAGGAAAGUCAUCGCCAAUCGAACCCUAUCUAGCAAAAAGCCUAGUCCAGUGUGCAUGCCUCUACCAGGAGGCAUCUCAAAGUUCUGUGGACGAGUAUACAACAUCGCUCGGGCAGGAGAAGAAUUCCGAGCCUGUCUCGGUUUAGAAUUACAGUCCAAGAGUGCCGUAGAAGCGGCUGUAAGAGUGUCCUGUUUCAAAUUCGGUCCGAGAGGAGUCACUUCGGAACAAGCUGACCCGCUGCCCUUAGUUCCUCAAAACGAAAGGGAAGAUGAUGACGACGACGAUGAUGAUGAUGUAGACUUCGAUCUUGGUGAUGAUGAUGAUGAUGACGACGAUGAUGAUGCUGCUAAUGAUGUCGAGAGUGCUGACUACACCGGCUUCAGUUUAUUGUCUGAAGAUUUAUUAGGAGGCCUCUUCGGUACUUCUGGCAACAAAAAGCCAAAUAAAAAUAGAAAAAAACAGGCACCAGCACCUACUCCUUCAACUACAACCACCCUGUCAACGACAACCAGGCGCCCACGACCAUCUCGUCGACCCAGCAGAAAACCUACCAAAACUACGACUCCGAGGACAGUUGCCACCAAACCCACAACAAUACGAGUAAGACCGUCGGGAAAUCGACGACCUAUCAGAAAGCCAUCAAGAAAACCCUCUAGAAAGCCAACAACGAAUAUUGUAUCUGAAAGUACAUUCUCAUCUCCCCUGACUGUAUCCUCGACAGAACCUAUAUCUGUAGAAACGUUUCCUAGUACUCAAUCUCCCGUAAGGAAUGAUGUUAUAUCUACAGCUCAAGAACCUCUAACUUUUGAAUCUAUUACUUUUGUUACACAAAAACCUGCAAUUACUUUGGCAGCAAGUACUGCUAAAACUAUAACUAACUUUGAAGACCCUGGCUUGGAAAUGUCACUAGCACAUAUAACAGGGCAAUUAUCAGUAAUGCCUUCUGCUUCACAAGUCAGUCCAAAUACAGGUAAAGAAUCGGAUUUGAUCGUUGAAAAAGAUCAAAUGAAUUACGAAAAAAUUGAAACCAUUACUAAAGUACCAUCAACAGUGCCCUUGGUUACUCCAGUUCCUAACAGCGAUGAAAUGAUUCAAAUCGUAACAAGGUUGGAUUCAGAAGAAAAGGAUAUCGAUAAAGAUCGAUCUUCAGCUGAUGAAAGCCGUGCUCAUUUUAUAAAUACUGCAGUACCAAAUGACUUUUACGGAGGAUUAAGUUUGAAACAGAAAAAGAAAGGCCGCCACAACGAUUAUGAUUUGGAUGACUUGGACGUAUUAAAUUUUGACCAAAUUGGCAAAACGGUAGGAGAAGAAUUAGGAAUUUUCGGAGGCAAAAAGCACAAUAAAAAUAACAACAGACAUAAUAACAAAAAUAAGAAAGUGCGAGAUGGCAAAAAAGAUGAUGAUUAUUCUGUAAUUGGACUAGACUCUUUAGAAUCUUUAAUUGGAAUAAAUAAUAACAAACAAAAUAAGAAAAAUAGGAGAAGACAAAAUAAAAUGAUGCGUGGAGAGUGGUCUCAGCCUCAAGUAUGACGCCGGAAUAGUAUUCUUAGCGUCCGACAUAGUUAAAUAUUACUAAAUUAAGACUUUAUUUCUUAAUAUUUAUUUAUUGUCUGUAAAUAGUACUUAUAAAUCGUUAAGUGUUUCCAUGUUUAUAGGCAUUAAAUGAUUACAAAUUUGUUGAAA
Molecule: messenger RNA, 2157 nt
Organism: Plodia interpunctella (Indianmeal moth)
Lineage: Eukaryota; Metazoa; Arthropoda; Insecta; Lepidoptera; Pyralidae
Exons: 6
Coding region: 184-2004 (606 amino acids)
Source: RefSeq, a predicted model, not a curated record